CGCGCGCACUGCUCCUGCGCACAGAGCCGCAGAUCCGCCUGUUCAGGCUCCUGGGACUCACGGAGCAACUGGAGAAGCCAGGACCAUUAGAGCUCAGGACGCAGCGCUUUGUGUGGGAUUAUUUCCUGUUUUGAGCUUCAGGACAGCGGGGAGACACGUCACGUUCAUCUUUUUCAUAGUUUACUUUGGGUUUUACUUUGAGUUUUACUUCGGCUCUUGUCCAGUAUCGCUCCAGUAUCGUUCACUGAUCCGCGUUUGUUUUUCUGCGCGUCACAAUGGAACUUUUCUUUAGUUUAUAACCAUGUUUGUACAGAAGGGCUAGUGUCCUCACACUGUUCUUUUCUUAGUUGGACUGAGUGGACACAUGAUGAUCAGCUCUGAGGGGCUCAGACCUUCGUCCAACGGACGGAAGCCGCUGGGGAAACUGGCGUCGCGGCUGGAGGAGGUGAAGAACCCGUGGAGACAAGGCUCGACUCUGGAGCUGAGCCACAAUGAAGCCGCGCGUCUGGCCACGGACGCUCUGCUGGAGCACGGGGAGAAGGAGUACCGCCGGGUCCUGUCCGAGGAGCGGGAGGUCACCUUCUUGUCCCCGUCAGAGAUCCGCUACAUCACGCAGCACGCGGCCAAAGCCUGUCUGGACUCCAACGGCACCGGCCCCAACGACCGGGACUUUGGGGACGGGGACGCGGUGUCUGAGCUCACCUCAGGGACAUAUUUCCCCAUGAUGUCAGACGAGGAGCCCCCCAUGCUGGAGCUGGGCUGGCCCGAGCCCCCCGCGCGGUAUGGACCGUCCGAGACACAGAUCUACUUCCAGAGAGACAAGUCCCACAAUGUGAAGGACCUGAUCAGGUCCCUCAUCAACAAGGCCAAGAAGGUCAUAGCUCUGGUGAUGGACGUCUUCACUGACGUGGACCUGCUGUGUGACCUCAUGGAGGCAUCAAACAAACGGAAGGUUCCAGUUUAUAUUCUGCUGGACGAGAAGAACCUGAGCUCCUUCACAGACAUGUGCUCUGCUCUGGACAUCCAGAACUCUCACCUGAGUCACAUGAGGAUCCGUAGUGUUUGUGGAGACACGUACUGCACCAAAAGUGGCAAGAAAUUCACAGGUCAAGUACUGGAGAAGUUCAUGAUCAUCGACUGUGAAGAGGUCAUCGCGGGGUCAUACAGUUUCACGUGGCUGUCGGCCCAGGUGCACAGUAACAUGGUGAUGCAUUUCUCCGGUCGAAUCACGGACAGUUUUGAUCGAGAGUUUCGUUGUCUUUACGCCGACUCUCAGGUCAUCGACUGUUUCUUCAACCCUGAGGACGAGGGUCUGCCCUACUACCCCUCGUACCAGGCCAUGAUGCCCGGCAUGGGCCUCAACUUGGGUCUGGGGCCGGUUAUGGGGCUGGACCUCCUCUCUGACAGCCGGCAAAGAGACAGGGGGUGCUCGGAGAAUUCCAGUAGUCAGUCGAGUAACAGCGUGUCCAGUGUGAAGGCGGCUCCAGGAAUGACCACAAACAACGUCUACAAAGUCACGCAAAGUCACGAAAAGAAGGAAUCAAACAGCAGCUCCCACAUGAGCCCAGAGAGGAGAGGAGGACAGACCCCGACCAACCAAACCUCCAUUUCCCCAGGAGCACGUGUCAACGGCGCAGCCAAUCACAGCCCGGUUUCAGAGCGGCCGUCGUCGAUGUAUCAGCCCAUGGGCAUCGAGUGGAAUAAGAACAGUCCUGUGGACAUGAUGCGCUCCAACAUCGGAGGAGCCUCGUCCAAAUUCCAGGCUCUAGGUUUGUACGACCACAAGCCCACGCUGUUCCACAACAGCGGAUACGGAUCCACCACUCCGAACACUAAUCUAAACUCAAAGACCCCCACCCCGACCCCCGCACCCACCUCUGACCCCAAACUUAACACCAAACAGCGCACCUCAUCCAACCAGUUCCUCAACAAACUGUCAGACCUGUUCCUGCCCUCCCCCUCCAGCAAAGAUAAAGACAGUUACGCCUACCGCAGGUCGCCCUCGCCCCUCGCCCCCUUACACUGGGGGGGCCCGGACCUGUCCCAGACUGAGCCUGAGAGCCAGCAGAGCCCCCCUCCCCCGCCCUCACCGGGCGUCCUCAUGAACCGCCAGGAUAUGAAACGUAUGACUCUGGGACACAGCAAACUGGACCUGGUCAAUCAGUACAACAAGAUGAAGUCCAGGAACGUGUACAGUCGAUUUGAGCUAAAGAGCAGCAACUGACGCACAACGGACGCACAACGGACGCACAACUGACGCACAACGGACGCACGACUGACCCACUUCUGACCCACAACUGACCCACAACUGACGCACAACUGACCCACGACUGACGCACAACGGACAUACAACUGACCCACACAUGGACACACACACAUGGACACACACACAUGGACACACACACAUGGACACACACACAUGGACACACACACACACAGACCAGCUGGUUCCACACACUCUGUGUCUCACUCUCUCUUCCACAGACCUGAUUCAGACUUUACAAACCUCACGUACAGUUGAACUUUAUGUUUACAGAAUCUGAUCUCACGUCUUCGGUUCAUAUGAGAGAAUCUGUAUUUUCACAGUUAAUAAGACACAAUUUUCACAUGCACCUGGUGAUUUUAUGAAUGUCCAGUAGUUUUAAAAGUUGGACUCGAGCUCAUUGUUUACAAGGAUCAUUAUGUGAUUAUGAAUCUGUGGUUGUGAUGUUUCCUGGGACAUGGUCUGUCCUGAGUCCACAGCCCGUUACACCCGACUGUUGUGUGAAAGUGUUAUUUGGGUUUGGGAUAAUCUGUGUCGUGCUGUGUGUAACUGUGAGUGUUAACGUGCCGCUCACAGUGGAAAGAGCAUCUUUAACUUGAACAUACCUUUACUUUAUCAUUUAUUUGACUGUAAGUAACACUCCAAGGAGAACUCUUCCUACAGCGGUGCCUUCUUUCCUCUGCCUUAAGACUCUGACCUCCCUCAGACACAGCACCUUGUACAUAAACCACACCCUGGUGCUCGUGCUUCCUGACAAAUGUAUGGAAGUUUUUGUAAAUAUGAAUAUGCCAAGCUCUUUAAGAGACUAUUUGAGAGAAGUGAGUUGAUAUUUGAAUUGUUUCUUACGAUGGGUUGUCGUGAUCGUGUACAGUUUUCUGUGGUGAUUUUACACUUUAAUAAAUCUGUAUCCUGCAGUGAAAUCAUAAUUGGCUUAUGCUAAAUAAGUAAAAUAUGCAAUGAUCAGUGAAAGUCGUGAGUGCAGGAGACACUGGAGACUCUGAGUGUCACUUUUAGAAGCACAACGACCGAUGAGCAAUAAACACAUUCUGUAGAUCCACGUGUUUGUCGACAGACAAAUGUGUAAAAAGUGCAUAUUGUACAUGACAAACUUUAUAGACUUUGGCACAUUUGGGUUUACACAACGUCAAAGAGCUUUUGUUUUGAUGCAAAUUCAUUCUUUAGUUGAAAAUGUGAAUGUAAAGUUUUCUGUAUAUAUGAUCUUACUUUUAGGAUGAAUUCAAAUGAU
Molecule: messenger RNA, 3509 nt
Organism: Periophthalmus magnuspinnatus
Lineage: Eukaryota; Metazoa; Chordata; Actinopteri; Gobiiformes; Gobiidae
Gene: sack1c
Product: family with sequence similarity 83 member C
Exons: 5
Coding region: 365-2224 (619 amino acids)
Source: RefSeq, a predicted model, not a curated record